Messenger RNA from Benincasa hispida (wax gourd), 1434 nucleotides. Its product is annotated as tRNA (guanine-N-7) methyltransferase. Gene Ontology annotation, molecular function: tRNA (guanine(46)-N7)-methyltransferase activity. Gene Ontology annotation, biological process: RNA (guanine-N7)-methylation; tRNA methylation. Gene Ontology annotation, cellular component: tRNA methyltransferase complex. NCBI's taxonomy places the organism in Eukaryota, Viridiplantae, Streptophyta, Magnoliopsida, Cucurbitales, Cucurbitaceae. The record is from RefSeq and is a predicted model, not a curated record.
AAGCAUAUUAUUUAGAAUUUAAAAAGCUAGAUUAGAUAUCUACACAUGUGAACUCAACUCUGCACCCAAACACAAACAUAUUAACUCAGACCAAAUAAAACUCUAUAUCUCGAAUACAGACAUGUCAGAUAUAUUAACUCAACCAAAUAACUUUGCAUCCAAAUACAGAUAUAUGAACUCAGACCUACGAACUAAAUUGAAAUAAAACAUAGAACUUUUUCAUUUUUUCUUUUAUCAAAGUAGUAUUUAAAGCUAUGAAAACAUAAUUUAAGUGAAAGAGAUAAGAAAGUAAAAAGGUGAUAGAGAGCGAAUAACUGAAACAGCUCCACUUUGAGGAGAAGCAAAAUGGCUUCGUCCUUGUGCUUGCAUUUACAAACUUGCUCACACCUCCGUUACAUUGCGGCUGCAAAGGCGGCGGCGCCGUCGAGGGUUGCAACUGCAAACAAAACCUUAUCUCUGUUCCUAAAACGACCAUUUCUUCCAAACUUCUGUUUACCAUCGGGCUCUUCCGCCGACCUUUGCGAGCGUCAACCCCUCCGGAGUCCGGAAUUGGUGGCGUUGGAAUAUGCCGACCUUAAUCUCUCUCACAAGAUCUUCGAGGAUUCCGGCCACGUUAGAAUCAGGCAGCAUGUUAAUCCUCUUAGCUCUUCUUUCUCUGUCCCUACACCAGCACCAAACUGGGAUGAAGUCUUCAAGGACCCUACAUUGCCCCUCAUGGUUGAUAUAGGAUGUGGUAGUGGCAGAUUUCUCUUGUGGCUUGCAAAAAGGCACUUUGAUUCAAGAAAUUUCUUGGGUCUCGAAAUACGAGAGAAACUGGUCAAGCGUGCUGAUAUCUGGGUUAAAGAGUUGGGAUUUAGCAACGUACAUUUCAUGUUUGCAAAUGCUACAAUUUCUUUUAAACAGAUUAUAUCAUCAUAUCCUGGACCCCUGAUGCUGGUUUCCAUCCUGUGCCCAGAUCCUCAUUUCAAGAAACGACAUCAUAAGCGAAGGGUUUUGCAGAAGCCUUUGGUAGAAUCUAUAGUAGACAGUUUAAUGCCAGGCGGGCAGGUUUUCAUACAAUCCGACGUGCUCCAAGUGGCAGUUGACAUGAGACUUUUGUUCGAUUCCAAAGCCGAUGUUCUCAAACACAUCGACAAGCUUGACCAGAGUCUUUUGUGUGAUGAAGAUGGAUGGUUGUUGAACAAUCCAAUGGGAAUAAGGACUGAAAGAGAAAUUCACGCUGAAUCAGAAGGUGCAAACAUUUAUAGAAGAAUGUAUCAAAAGUAUAAUUGACGAAAGAAUAACUUACUGAAUGGAUUGUUCAAUGAUAAUCUGUUUGCAUUUGAGUCAUCACUGCCUCAAACAUAUCGUUAUUGGGAAGUUAUAUAAUCUUUUCUAGAAAUAUAUUUAUUGCACAUUUAUAAAAAUAAGAAAACAUAACUUUUUCUUGCUAAA